Messenger RNA from Neltuma alba, 3559 nucleotides. Its product is annotated as phosphoinositide phosphatase SAC1. Gene Ontology annotation, cellular component: intracellular membrane-bounded organelle. Lineage: Eukaryota; Viridiplantae; Streptophyta; Magnoliopsida; Fabales; Fabaceae. Bases 129 to 2852 code for a protein of 907 amino acids. The transcript has 16 exons. Gene Ontology annotation, biological process: phosphatidylinositol dephosphorylation. Gene Ontology annotation, molecular function: phosphatidylinositol-3,5-bisphosphate 5-phosphatase activity. The record is from RefSeq and is a predicted model, not a curated record.
UCCGCGAAGUCAAAUUUUGGUCAGAUGAUCUUGCCUUGACUGCGUUAUAGUUUGAUGCAAGACAGCGAAGGUGAUGAAUCGUAAACUUGGUUAGCUAGGGUUUGAAUUCCAAACCUAAUUAUGCAAUCAUGUCGAAAUCAGACGCUCCAAAACCCAAUUCCGCCAAAGUUCACCCCUCUAAUGAGCCCGAGUUUGAUCCCAAUUCCUACGCCAUGGAGAAGUUCCGGCUCUACGAAACCAGAGCGAGAUUUUAUUUAAUCGGAAGUGACCGUAACAAGAGGUUUUUUCGAGUCUUGAAAAUUGAUCGAUCAGAGCCCUCCGACCUCAGUAUUAGUGAAGACCCUGUGGUAUAUACCCCUCAGGAAAUCAAGAACCUUCUUCAGCGAAUCGCAGAAGGCAAUAGGGCCACCGGCGGCCUGACAUUUGUGACAAAGGUUUAUGGGAUUGCAGGCUGCAUCAAGUUUCUGGAAUCAUAUUAUUUGAUUCUGGUUACCAAGCGCAGACAAAUAGGUUGUAUAUGUGGUCACGAAAUAUAUAGCAUAGAGGAGAGCCAAUUGAUAACAAUACCACAUCUCUCAAUGCAAUCUGAAAUCGCUCACUCUAGAACUGAGACAAGGUACAAAAAGCUUUUAUCGAGUGUUGACUUGACAAAGGAUUUUUUCUUUAGUUAUACCUAUCCUGUAAUGCAAAGUUUACAGAAGAAUGUAUUGUCCAAUGAAGAUGAAGGGAUGCCCUAUGAUAAUAUAUUUGUUUGGAAUGCUUAUUUAACACAAGCAAUCAGAUCAAGAUGCAAUAACACCAUUUGGACAAUAGCUUUAGUUCAUGGCCAUUUUAAGCAGAUGCGUCUUUCAAUUUUCGGGAGGGACUUCAGUGUUUGCUUGGUUUCUAGACGAUCAAGACAUUUUGCUGGAACACGUUAUUUGAAAAGGGGAGUCAAUGACCGGGGAAGAGUUGCCAAUGAUGUUGAGACAGAACAGAUUGUCCUUGAUGAAGAAGCUGGUUCUUUCAAGGGAAAAAUGAGUUCAGUUGUGCAGAUGCGUGGCUCUAUUCCACUUUUCUGGUCUCAAGAAGCUUCUAGAUUCAGCCCCAAGCCUGACAUUAUCUUGCAGAGGUAUGAUCCUACAUAUGAGGCAACAAAAUUACAUUUUGAAGACCUUGCUCAGAGAUAUGGCAAUCCAAUUAUUGUGCUUAAUUUGAUUAAGACUGUUGAAAAAAGACCACGAGAGAUGAUGCUGAGGCGUGAAUUUGCUAAUGCUGUGGGGUAUCUGAACCAAAUUUUACCUGAAGAAAAUCAUCUUAGAUUUAUUCAUUGGGACUUUCACAAGUUUGCAAAGAGUAAGUCUGCCAACGUUUUGGCAGUUUUAGGUGGUGUGGCAAGUGAAGCACUUGAUUUAACCGGUUUUUACUUCAGUGGCAAACCCAACAUUGUAAAAAGGACCAAGGGCAACCGACCAAGCAAUGGAAGGGAUACUUCUCUAAAAGAUUUAAGAACGAGUUCAGGAGAUAUUGCAAGGAUCGGAAACAGUAAUGAAAUUCCAACUGCAUUAGUCAAUCAAGACAGCGAGACUGACAAUAACCAACAGAGCCAAAAAGAUGUUUGUGGUGAAGCACCGUGCUUUCAAAGUGGAGUUCUGCGCACCAACUGCAUUGAUUGCUUGGACCGUACAAAUGUAGCACAGUAUGCCUAUGGCCUUCAAGCUUUAGGACGCCAGCUUCAUGCUAUGGGUUUAUCUGAUGUUUCCAAAGUGGACCCUGAUAGUAGUAUUGCUGCAGCUCUUAUGGACAUGUACCAGAGUAUGGGUGAUGCUCUUGCCCAGCAGUAUGGUGGUUCUGCUGCUCAUAAUACUGUUUUCCCAGAGAGGCAGGGAAAGUGGAAAGCAACAACGCAAUCAAGAGAGUUUAUGAAGUCUAUAAAGCGAUAUUAUAGCAAUGCUUACACUGAUGGUGAAAAACAAGAUGCAAUAAACUUGUUUUUAGGUUACUUCCAACCACAAGAAGGGAAACCUGCUCUUUGGGAGUUGGAUUCAGAUUACUAUCUCCAUGUUUCUGGGAUUGGAGAUGACCUGAUCUCUGAUAAGGGUUCUGAACUUAUUACUAAGCCUUCUCGUCGAACUGGAACAACCCUCAUACCUGUCCCAGCUUGUAGAGAAGACUUCUCACGCAUAAAGUUGACAUCAUUUGACAAGUUAAUUGAAAAGACUAGAAGUGAAAUUCGGAAUGUAAGACUUUUUGGUGAACCUGAUCAGAAACCAGGUGGUUUUGGAAACAGUGGGGUUGCACCUGAUGCAGCUGAGAUACAACUCAAGAGCCCAAAUUGGCUUUUUGGCCAGAGAAAGCAUGAAGGAGGUACCAUGGCCGGGAAAGCUGCUUCUCGUGAAAUUGAUAUUGAAAGAUCUCUAGUUGAGACAAAGGGUAAUGGUUUUUACAACCUAAACUGGCUUUCUUCUGGCAAUGAUUUGAAUGAAGAGGAUGCUUUCCAAAGGUACCCGACAGUGACAUCUAGUGAGGACAAUGGUUGGUACGGAGGCACUCUUCUUGGUGAUCAAAAUGAAAGCAGUGAGUUAUAUAAGCAUUAUGCAGCGUUAUGUCAGUGGAUUGUGCAGGGACUUGAAUUGGAACUAUUUCAUAAUGAUCCUGGGAGUGAAAGACAUUAUGCUGAUGUUUUGAGCCUAAGUUCAUUUGACAUGGUUAAUGAUGAUGUCGUUGCUCAAGAAAUGGAAGCAGCUCUCAAGGAAUAUGAGCAAGUUGGAGCUGACCUUGGCAUCAUUCCCUCAUCUUGUAAAUACUUUGCUGAAGAUCCCAGUUGGCUGUCAAGAUGGUUAAUAGGAGAAGAGAAAGUACCGGGGACAUAAUGCCCCACUAUAUCAAUGGUUUGGUUAUUAUAUUUCCAGCUGUAAAGGAAUGGAAUAUUCAAAUACUUCUUCCAGCCUCCCAUAAAUAUUUUCUUGUAUCAAAGAAUCCGGACCACGGUCAGUACGGCCGGGGAAACUUCAGGUGCCAGCAAAUUCCAAAUGUUGAGUAAUGUACAGUUCGCACAAAUUACACUUACAUGAGGGAUGCAUAGUGCUUGGGAAGAGUAGAAACUACAGGCAGGUGCUUUGUUGAUUAGGAAUAUUAUGAUAUGAUUUUUGCCAGAAAGCCAUAAACAAGACAGUGCUAAUGGCUAUUUUUUUUCCUGCGCCUUCUUUCACACGAAACUGAACCGGAAACCCUUUAUCUAAAGUUCUUGGUGUGGCUUCAGAAAAUUCGGGUCAGUCCUUUUCUUUGUGCUCUUUUUAAUUCUCUCUUACCAAUAGUCCUUUUUUUAUAGGUGGGUUUGAGGUAUAUGAGUUUAAUUGAUCUAUGAAGUGGAGACUACUGCGACUGUGGAGUGUGGACCGUUGGAUCAAGUUUGUUGAUUCAAAUUUUAUGGUUUUUAAAAUUUCGUAUUAAUCUGCACAGUUAAAAUUUGAUAAAAAGGGUUCAAAAGUCUAAUGAGUAGAAAGAAAUCAAGUCUUUUAUAUAUUGACAUUUCAAGUAACUGCGUCCUUCGAAUUCAAAUUUUCUCAUGUUUUCUUAA